Messenger RNA from Daldinia loculata, 3014 nucleotides. RefSeq lists its product as uncharacterized. The coding region runs from base 420 to 2609 and encodes 729 amino acids. The transcript is spliced from 3 exons. The record is from RefSeq and is a predicted model, not a curated record. NCBI's taxonomy places the organism in Eukaryota, Fungi, Ascomycota, Sordariomycetes, Xylariales, Hypoxylaceae.
CCUUCAUCCUAUUCACCCCAACACCUAAUACAGGAGUCCCUCGACAAUCGGUCAAACCUGACCUAACUGCCUGCCAGCGGGCGUGCCAUUCUUUAAUAAUAAUAGCUAACUUCGAGUCAUUCAUUUGUGCCCGAUCACAAGUCAUUCUUUCCGGUCUUGCGUUACCCGGGCAACUAGUGUUGAGACAUCGAUUUCGUAGAAUAAUAUUCGAUUUCAGCAUAGUGGGCAGCAUUAUUGAUUUAAACGGCGCUUCUUUCAACUUUCGACGACUAUCCCGAAUACCGCUUUGGCAUGAGCCUAAAAUCACGUUAGAUUUAAUCAAUAUCGGCUUUGAUAUACCUGUCUAGUUCUACUGUCUAGUUCUAUCUAGCUUCAGGUGAACUUUAAGAGAAGGAAUUGAGGGUGUGAAGUUGGACACCAUGGCGGGGCAUUUUAUUCACGGCCGUGGUCAUGGCCACGGUCACCACCAUUUCCAUAUAAGGGGAUUGCCUUUGGAGGCAGAGCAGCCUAGCCAACUAGAGACUGGACAAGGGAUUAGCAACUCGCUUCUCACCGGGACAAAUACGAUUGCUCAAAUCGUCCCCAGGGAAAAUAAUCUCGACGAAAAGCCAGUUGGUGGCUCGAUGACUCUUCCGAUCAUCCUGGGUGUUUGCAUUCCGGUAGGACUUGCACUUUCCGUCCUGCUUUAUUUACACCACCGAACAACUGUAAGGCAGAGGAAAGAGGAUGAGACAGACAAGUACAAGUCGAUGGACUUUGGUCUUGAGGGUAGUUUGCCCGGCAAAGCGGGUAAGAGGCGGAGUGCUUUCUUCGGAAAGGAGAAGGACCCGAGUCACAAAAUUCAACUUUCUAUGGAUAUGAAUCUCUCAAGUCCUUACCUCCUUCCGCCUAAUCUGCAGAACUCUCGGGAAUCACUUGCGAGAAGCCUUAACCAAGGUGAAGAUCCGUAUCGACCUGUUACCAGCUAUGGCGCUAGUGAUGCGGGUUCUUUACGCUCCGUACAGAAAGGACCUGAUAGGGGUUCAGGGCCCGGACAGAGGCUCGCUGUUAACACGGCCGGUGAUUUCUCUACCCGUCAAAAGGGGCUACCUUCGUCUCCAUCUCCUCUUCAGCCAGUGCCUCCCGCUGCGAAGCGAUCAUCGCGUCGUGAGUCGGCAGAUAAACAGCCUUCCCUCCCGGUUAAGAAUGAAUUCCGCUUCGUCAAUGAUGCCCCAACUGUCGCUAAGGUCCCUGAGAUUCAGGAGCCGGCAGCAACAGCUUCGCGUGUGUCUAACGGUUCCGUUAACGCUGUUGGAUCUGCAACCACCAUGAACUCUGUUGCUAUGCCAAAGUCCGGCGGCCAAGGCCUGGGUAUUAUGGAUGCUCGCGCCUCUCAGAACUCGAUGGCUAGCUCACCGAAGGAUGCCAAGUCGUUUCCCGCAGGAGUGCGACCGCCUAGGAAUGAGUCGCUCGCUGCCGCAUCUAAUGUCACUAAUGACUACGAGGAUCACACAGCUCAUUUCCAGAUCGACGAUGCUGAUGAUGUAACGGGUAGCAGCGACCGACACAUGCCGCCACGUAUAAACGAGCCUGAGCACCCACUUUCCGCUGGCUUGGGUGUGCCCGGCCAGGAUAACCGUAGGCUAUCUGUUGGGUUCCGUCCUCUUCCACCGGAUGAUUUCCUCGAGUCGGAAGACCCCGAGUUCAGAGCCAACAGGAUUCGUUCAUUCUACAAAGAGUACUUCGAGGAGACGAAGACAGAUUCUGGAAAGCCACCACCCAUUCCCCAGCAAGCACAGAAAGCAGCCUACUAUGAUGAUUACGAUGCCAACUAUCUCGGUGAUACCGCAUUUUUCGACCCCGACAGCAAUGCAUUCGUUAUGCCUUACGCGCAACCUGUUACGCGCCGUGCUAUGACUCCCCCUCCGAGCAACCGACGACCGAUGCCUGGACCGGGACCCCGUGGUCCACCCGGCCCUCGUGGUCCUCCUGGUCACGGUCCCCACGGAAGCAUGAACAUGCCUGGUGGACCUCGCGGAAGACCCAGGGCUGGCUCCACGCAAUCCGCUGGUAGAUGGGCAGCGAUGAGCCCGCGUCCGGACUCAUCAGCCUCCAACCGCCUCGCAGGUAAUGGGGCGGGUGGCAAACCGCGAAAGCCGAUGCCCCCCCCUGCUGCGCUUAACACAUUGCCUACUCCUUCCAAGUUGAGAGAUGAUUCUUUUGCUAUUAUGGGUUCCAUCGAAUUUGCUCCUCCCCCUUCUUUCAAGGACAUCGCAGCUGGUCGGUCGCAGAGCCCUGUUGGCGAACGCAAGCCUUAUGUCCUGAAUACGCCAAUCCACUCGCCGCUAGUGAGCGCUUUCGACGACACACCAGCGUUACCCAGCCCGCACUUGUUGCGUAAAUCAGGAACAUUCACUGCCCUCGAUUUCGCUCCCCCGCGUCGGUUUAAGGACGCCGACACGAUGAGCGACUCGGGUAGUGUUGUUAGCAACCGCAGUGGUAUUUCGUCUGCUAAUCUAAGUGCCAUCCGCGGCGGUGCUGGUAGAGUCAGUCGUCUACCAGGAGACACCGUUUUCACACAACAGGCGAUGGGCAAUACUCUGAAGCCAUCGUGGAACAUGAGGGACUAGAGCGACUAAUGAAAUAUAAGGCUUGAUAUACAGUCAGGACUUAGAAGGCGGCAAAUGCCAGCUGUCUUGUAUAUCUGAUCAAAUAUGUACUGUUAAUGCCGUUUUCUUCCAGUCGGGGAGUAAUUUGGAAAGCAAUCAUGAUCGGCGAAGCAUUUUACCUUGCAUGGCGGAAACAUAUAGAAGGAUCGGUGCAGUUUAUACCGACAGAUACCUAGGGAUUUUUGCUUAUUGAUUUUAUUUAACAAUAUUAUAACCAAAGUGGUGUGGCUAUUUUUUUUUUUAUUGUAGGUGUUGCAUAAUAGUUCCUGUUAACCCAUCUUUUACUAGUAUACCUAUACCGUGUUAUAAUAUGGAUUUCACUUCUAUCAUUUUGCUAGGUAGGUAUAUCUGGAGAGAAAUUGUGUU